GGAUCAGACUCAUUAACGGCAUUCAAAAAAGGAAGUUGAAAAAAAAAAAUAGAGGUGAGAUUAAAAAUGUAUAAAUUGGUAUAAAAAAUAAGCUUUUGCAUUCUUUUCUCUUCAUUAUCACAUUUGCUCUAUAAAAAAAUACCCCUUUACUGCAGGCUCAGUUUGUUUAUUUUUUUCUCAACUCACUAUCAUUUUUUUUUACAAAUCAAUCGCUGUGCGAAAAUCAUCAAAUUAACCAAUAUGCGUUUCACUUCUCUCGUUACAAUCGCCCUCUCUUUUGCUGGUGUCAUCCAAUCACUUCCCCUCGAACGUCGCGGUAUCACAUCCCUUAAUGGAGUCACAUAUACUGCCCGUAAUUCAAAUGGUGAAUGUCAAUCUUCGCAAGAAAUCGCAGCUUCUGUGAAGCUGAUGAAAUCGAGCGGUGUUCACAGUAUCCGUACCUAUUCUCAAGAAUGUGAUCAACUCCCUGCUAUUUUGGACGCUAUCAAGUCUCAAGGUGGUGGUAUGACAGUGCUGGCCUCUGUCUGGAUCGACGGUACAAGCAAGGAUCAAGAAGAGAUCUCCACCCUUAAGUCCGUUUUAGCAAACCAUGACACAAGUGCCAUCACUGGUAUCUUGGUUGGUAACGAAGUUCUUUUCAACGGUGUCAUGCCUGCUUCUGAAUUGAUCAAGAAGUUUAAGGCUGUCAAGGCUAUUUCCAAAGGUAUUGAUGUCGGAACCGCCGAGAUGGACGUUACAUAUCCUCAAGAGUUGGUUGAUGUCUCUGAUUUUGUUGCUGUCAAUAUUCAUCCCUAUUUCUCUCAAGUUGAUAUCAAGAACGCCAUGUCCAAUUUAAAUGAUAGAUACAAUGCUUUUAAGAAGGUGGCUGGAGGAAAGAAGACUUAUAUCGCUGAGGUUGGCUGGCCAUCCGCAGGUGCUUCUUCAGGAAAGGCUGUCCCUAGUGUCAGCAAUACUGAAACUUUUGCUUCUGAAAUCUCCCGUACUUCUCUUCCUUAUUAUUUCUUUGAAUGGCAAGAUUCUAACUGGAAGUCCAGUGGUAUCGAGUCUAACUUUGGACUCCUCAAUAGCAAUGGCAAAGCCAAGUUUGGCAUCUAAACCAAUAUUUUUUAUUUUUCUCGAUAUAUUUUUGCUUAUAAUUAAAUAAAAAUUCAAACUUUAUCGAUAUCUUUA
Messenger RNA from Mucor mucedo, 1170 nucleotides. Its product is annotated as glycoside hydrolase superfamily. The record is from RefSeq and is a predicted model, not a curated record. Gene Ontology annotation, cellular component: cell surface; extracellular region; fungal-type cell wall. Gene Ontology annotation, molecular function: 1,3-beta-glucanosyltransferase activity; glucan endo-1,3-beta-D-glucosidase activity. Gene Ontology annotation, biological process: cell wall organization. The coding region runs from base 241 to 1095 and encodes 284 amino acids. The transcript has a single exon. Lineage: Eukaryota; Fungi; Mucoromycota; Mucoromycetes; Mucorales; Mucoraceae.